Molecule: messenger RNA, 3349 nt
Organism: Esox lucius (northern pike)
Lineage: Eukaryota; Metazoa; Chordata; Actinopteri; Esociformes; Esocidae
Gene: pnkp
Product: polynucleotide kinase 3'-phosphatase
Exons: 18
Coding region: 530-2320 (596 amino acids)
Biological process (GO): DNA repair
Cellular component (GO): nucleus
Molecular function (GO): protein binding; ATP-dependent polydeoxyribonucleotide 5'-hydroxyl-kinase activity; polynucleotide 3'-phosphatase activity
Source: RefSeq, a predicted model, not a curated record
AAAUGUCUCUUUGAUCUUUAGAACGCUUGAAUGGCCAGGAAACACAACAAAUGCAUCCAGCAGUUUAGUGAGAGCAAGUACAGUACUAUGUUGUGAACUGCACGGCAUACAGUAUUUUUGCUCAGAUGUGCAGCAUCUCUGAUGGAAUACAUAAAGUGUUCACUGGCAAAAUAUUGUAAGGCCAAGGCACACUGUUCAACAGUGAGGGCAUUAUUCCAUUAGACGAAUUUUUCUACACGGAAGUGUUUUUGUGACGGACCAUUAAAAGUUAUCGUUGCCAAGUGCCUCCUUUACAUUGUCACGUUUUGCUUCUUCGGUGUUCGAAUGACUAAACCGGACGUAAUCAGAGUAUGCCCAUAGGCAAUGCAAAACAUGCACGACUCGCCACGGAAUAGAUUAAACCUUACUCAUGCAAAGCUAGCCCGUUAGCUACCUAAAUUACAAAGCUAAGAGACAGUUAGCCUUGCAAAAUUAGCUAAUAAACUAGUUUGUGUUUAGGCUAAAAUUAUUUCCCUUGACACUUCGUAAAAUGCAGCAGUGUUUACUGGUCAGUGAAUCCGGGGCUUGUGUCCCACUAGCCGAUGGCCGAGCCGUGAUCCUAGGUCGUGGUCCAGAGACUGGAGUAGUUGACAAGAAGUGUUCCCGACACCAAGUGAAACUGGUGGCCUGUUAUGCGGACAAGGAUGUACUUGUAACACAGCUUGGUCCAAACCCAUGUUCCUUGGGCAGUGAGAGUCUUGGAAGAGGUCAGUCUGGCAGGCUGAUGCAUGACAGCACCCUGUUCCUGGUCAACCAGAGCCAUCCCUUCAGAGUACAGUUCUCUGCUUCGAAUGGAACGUCAUCAUCUUCUGCUCCGAAGGGGAAAGAUGUACAACAGUUAAAAGCAUUGGGCAAGACAGAGGGAGAAAAAGACAGAGGUGGGAAGGUCCAGAGCCCAGGUCCCAAACGCAGCAUCCAAGACUUUUUUGCAUCUUCUCCCAAGAAGGCAUCCAAGAGGCCACAAAGUGACCAGGAGGACCCGCAGGAGAAGCGUCGGAGGACCGAUGAGGACGAGGCCGAGAGGCUAGCUGAGGAGAAGCUCCGACAGCUCCAGGCGAUGGCAGAGGAGGCUUCGGGAGCCGGUACAGGCAGCGACAGACAUCCUCAGCGACACACAUCCUCCACAGCCUGUCCUCAAAGCCACUGGCAGCAGAUUGGAAACAUGAUGAUCUACACAGCUGCUGGGGUCACUGGAAGCAGUAAGAUUGCUGGAUUUGACAUUGAUGGCUGCAUCAUCACCACCAAGUCCGGCAAAGUGUUUGCCACCAGCCCAGAUGACUGGAGGAUUCUUUUUCCUGAGAUCCAACCCAGACUGGCCAGCCUAUUGCAGAAAGGCUACAAGGUGGUGUUCUUCACCAAUCAGAUGGGAAUCUCUCGGGGCAAACUGAGGCCUGAGGAUUUUAAGUGUAAAGUGGAGGACAUUCUGAGGACCUUACAGCUUCCUGUCCAGGUGUUUGUGGCAUCUGGUCCUGGUAUCUACAGGAAGCCUGUAAAGGGAAUGUGGGAGCACCUGACUGAGAAGGCUAAUGGCGGUGUUGUUGUGGACAAGAGCCAGUCUCUCUAUGUGGGAGAUGCAGCGGGGCGACCCGUCAACUGGGCCCCUGGCAAGAAGAAGAAGGACUUCUCCUGCAGUGACCGACUGUUUGCUCUAAACAUUGGGCUGCCGUUCCACACUCCAGAGGAGUUCUUCCUGGGCUGGAAGAGUGCCCCCUUCAGUCUACCGCCAUUUGACCCUAGGAAAUGGGACUCCAACGCCCGUCUAUUUGACCCACCCAGCGCUUCGCUCACUUCCGUCAAACAGGAAGUCAUUGUUGCCGUGGGUUACCCUGCCUCCGGGAAGUCAACCUUUUUCCACACUCACAUAGUCCCCAAAGGUUAUGUGUAUGUCAACAGGGACACCCUGGGGUCGUGGCAGAGCUGUGUGUCGGCCUGUGAGCGUGCUCUGAAAGAGGGCCGCAGUGUAGCCGUGGAUAAUACCAACCCAGACCCUGAGUCCCGCAAACGGUAUAUUGAUGUUAGCCAGAGUUUGGGUGUGUCUUGUCGCUGCUUCAACUUCUCAGCUUCUUUGGAGCAGGCCAAACACAACAACAGAUUCCGUGAGAUGGCCCCCUCUACCACUAAGCACCUUAAAGUCAAUGACAUGAUCUUUCACAGCUACAAGAAAAAGUUUGUGGCACCCAGUCUUUCAGAAGGCUUCUCUGAAAUCCUGCAGGUUCAUUUUGUCCCAAAGUUUACAGACCAACAGUCAGAAGCCCUUUUCAGGCAGUUCUCCGAAGGUUAAUUGGAAGGCUGUCAUUCUAACUGUAUAGGUUCAGCAGUCCCAUCUGUCCUUCAGUUAUGACUGUACAGGUUGACAUUUGUCAGCUUCCCUGCUUUCUUAACAACCUAUUGGUAUUCCAUCUUUUUGAAGGUACAGAUGUUUUUACAAAAAAAGCCUGGCAGCCUAUCUGUAUAUUAGUUUGAUCUGCAUCAGUUCCAUAUUUUCAUGUUUUGAAAGAUAUACUGUAAUUUGGAAGAGCCUAAAAUUUAAAUAAUGCAGAAAACAAAUAGAAAUAUAGAAUACAUUGAAUGUAUUUACAUUUUCCAAUAAUUAAAUGAAACAGCUUGAGAACAGCAUUGUCUUUUUAAUUUCAUAAUAGAAUGUUAUUUGUUGUAUUUGAUUUGCAAUAGGUCAUAUUCUGUAAACACUUAAAUGUCAUGUUCUAUUCUUGAAAUUACUUCAAAACAUUAAUUAAAUAAAGUCUGUUUUUCAAUUAUCCACUCCUGCAGAAACUACAAUAUACUUAUGAAUCAAAACUAAUCAAUACAGCAAGGGUAUGAUCCGGUCAGCGUUUUGAACCCAAUAUUUUUGUCAAAUUUGUGCUUCCGCUUAAAAUGGCGAGCCUAAAGCAGAUACAGGACAUUUCUGGGAGAAUUCCUAGUUGCCCAUUGGCAGAAACUCCAGCUCUUUGCCCAGGUGCUGUUUUAACCAUGGCGCUAAGUGGAAGAGGCUGAUGUGAAAGUCCCGUGCAUCUGAAGGGGGUUUGUCACUCAUGUCUUUUGGCUCACACACAUUCAGGGUGCCCCAGCUGACUACGCCAACCUGCAGGACGACAUGUGGAUUAAUUCAAAUACGGACUGGACCCAGCUUUUCAAAAGGCAUUCAUCUAGAUUUAGCUUGUAGGAUAGGGUUGAAUGCACAAGAAAUGAAUCCAGACAAAUGAUUGACUUGAAUGGGGAAUUUCCAUUAUAUUGAUUGUAUUUAUAUGUAUUUCAUGUUAUCCACUGACAGAAAUCGUUUUAUUUAAAACUGGGCAAUGGUCAUGAAAUA